AGUUACACAGAAACCCGCCGAAGCCUUGCUUGUUUUCUCUUAUUCCUGAUUUUCUCGAUAUUUUUCUCUUGUUGCAAAAGUUAAGGAGUUUCUUCAUCGUACAGCAGAUCACCGGUGAGCUGGACCCUAUCCCAGCUGACCUUGGGCGAGAGACUGGGUACACCCUGGACCAGUCGCCAACCAAUAGCCGAUAUUGCUAAAUUAUAAUCAGUUUAAAAUAUCUGUGGCUACAUGCCAUCGUCACAAUUCACAGAAGUUGCUGAGAUUUCCUCAGACAGUCUCGUAUCGGAACAGAACAGUGUCACCAAAUUCAGCAAAGCAGAUGUGAGGAGGAGAAGGAUGAGGAAGGAGACAUUAAACUUACCAGAUGGGAAAAGCAUUCUUCUCCAAAGUUCGGUUGAAAAAGAUGACCGACAAAAGGAGAUGCGCAACUUCCUGCCUCUCCCACUUCACGAGAAGAAAAAUGACUCUGCUCGAAUGAUGGCUGAGCAGAGGAAAGAGCUUUUCAGGCAGCUGAAGGAGGAGGAAGAAGAGGAGCAGGAAAAAGACAAAGUGAAGACGCUGAGGCAAGCCAAGAGGAAGCCAACACUCCAAAUACAAACACCCGCAAGACAUGAGCUGAAGACUGCUUUGUUGAAACAAACAAACAUGGUGAGAGAAUGUAAACAUGACUUAAUCUCCAUGGAGCGGCAGAAGGCAGUGUUGGAGAUAUCGCUGAUGACAAAAAGAUCGGAGAUUUGCAAGAUGAACAAAGCUAUCACCAAAGAGGAGAGACGCCUGAAGGAGUUGGAGGAGGUCAUUGAGAAGGACAAUGAGAGCUUUGCGGCGUUCCUGAGGGAGAAUGAGAAGAAGUCUUUGGAGGCCCAAACAUUUUUUGAACGAGAGGCUAAGUCCAAAGAGGAGAAAACUGCUGAGAUCCAGAAGUUGACUUCUGAAAUAUCAACAAUAAGAAGUGAAGUUGGCAACUAUGAAGAAAUCCUCCAAGAGUACAAGAGAUACAGAGAGCUUCUCUUUCAGCUGUCUCCUCCAGAGUGGCAGGAGGCCCAGAGGGCAAAGCUUCUCAACAAUGUCCACCUGGAUAAGAAUCCUGAGGAGGACUCAACUUUCAAGCAAAAACAGGAAAGCAACAUUGCAGGUGCCCAGCCCAGACAGUUCUCUGCAGAGAGCGCCAGGACUACAAAACGGUAUGAAGCAGAUAGCGACUGUACAGAGAUUGAGGAUAAUCCGGAGUUGUACUUCACUGAUCCCAAGCAACUUAUUGAGCUGAUGACAGAGCUAACUGAGCAGAACUUGUCGUUGAUCAAGAACUCUACGAGGGCGGAGGAGACACUGGAGGAGCUCACAAAGUCUAUGGAGGAAGUCAGGAAGAGGACUGAAAAGGAGAAGGAACUUCUGACCCGGCAAAUAGACGACAUGAACAAGCAAAUUGAGGAAGAGAAAACAAGAGCAUCAAAGCUGAAAAAGAAGGUUCAGCUCCAUGUCUUGCUGAACACAGAAGCUGAGGAUGACAUGAUGAACGCGCUUGGGGAGAAGGUCUCAGAAGUGUACAGGUGCUGUGUGGGUGAUGGGUCGAGCAGCCAUAGUACCUUGGAGAAGCUGGCCAGCAUUGAGAAGCAGAUGUCUUUACUGCUGCACUGCCUUGAGGACAUCCCCAAAGCAAGUUUGGAAACGAUGCAAAAGAUCAAAGACAGCGAGAGGAGGACCAGGCAACGUGAAGAAAAGUUGAGAUUGCAAAGAGAAAAACAAAUAGAAAGGAUGAAGAGGUACUUGGAGAGGUCCCUUUCUGACACCAAGAAAACAAAUGGACGUAAACUAAUGCCCAGAUGCAUCCCUACUGCUCAGAAGGACACAGUCAAAAAAGUGCAAGGUGCUCCAACUGAUGGUGGCUUGAAUGACUACUUCUUCACACCUUUAGAUGGUAUUGACUGAAGAACAAAACAGAAACUGUGCAAUGCCUGAUUUGACUGGAAAAAAUACUGAGCAUUAGUAAAAAUACAUGCAGCUUAAUCUUGCAGCACACUA
Molecule: messenger RNA, 2022 nt
Organism: Hippocampus comes (tiger tail seahorse)
Lineage: Eukaryota; Metazoa; Chordata; Actinopteri; Syngnathiformes; Syngnathidae
Product: cilia- and flagella-associated protein 100
Exons: 16
Coding region: 232-1929 (565 amino acids)
Source: RefSeq, a predicted model, not a curated record